AUGCCCCCCGCAUCUCCGUCACACCCGUCCACCACCUACAUCGACGACGAGGACCUCGCCGUGAAAUGCUGCACGUCAUUCCCGUCGCUCGCCGCGCCAGUAGAAGUCGGCAACAUAGGGUCCGGCCGCGCAGGAACGUCCGUCUUCUUCGCAUGGCCGCUCCUCGGCCCGCUCCUCUUCGAAAACGAGACGAGCGACGCGCGGGACCACUGCGCAAACGAGCGAAGCAAGUAG
Molecule: messenger RNA, 234 nt
Organism: Metarhizium album ARSEF 1941
Lineage: Eukaryota; Fungi; Ascomycota; Sordariomycetes; Hypocreales; Clavicipitaceae
Exons: 2
Coding region: 1-234 (77 amino acids)
Source: RefSeq, a predicted model, not a curated record